GCUAUGAAGAUGUGAAAUUUCAUGUGCUUCUGAUAAAUGUAGGCGCAACAGAGUAUUGACCACUUGUGCUUGUGAGGGAAUGGCUGCAGCCAGGCCUUGGCGUGCUCCUCCAAACCCCUCCCUUGUCACCUCCAUAACUUCACUGCUUCAAACCCUAAAUCCCCAGAACGCCAACAUCAGUUCCCAACCCCUUAAUCAGUUCGCUUCUUAUCUCAAUCCAGACUUAGUUAUCCAAGUAAUUAAGAACCAGAAAAACCCCUUCCACGCCCUCUUCUUCUUCAAUUGGGCUUCCAACCCUCAACCUAACCCUAAAAACUACUUCCAUACUCGCUCCUGUUACAUCGCCAUCACUGACGUCUUGCUUUCUCACUCCCUUUUCUCCACCGCCUUCUCCCUCCUUCACCACUCUCGCAAAGUCUCUGACUUUAUCAUCGCCAGAUUCAUCAAAGCUCUCGGUGAUAGUGGCGAUAUUAGGGGUGCCAUUCAUUGGUUCCACUAUGUUAAAUCGUAUGAAAGAGGCCGUUGUUUGUACUCCUAUAAUUCGGUUUUAGGUGUGUUGGUGAGAGCGAAUCGAGUCAAUUUGGCCAAGGCUUUCUACGAUCAGCUUGUGAAGGAAGGUGUGGUGGUUCCCGAUGUUUAUACUUACACCACGAUGAUUAGGGGCUUCUGUAAAACGGGUAUGGUGGAGCACGCCAGGAAGGUGUUCGAUGAAAUGAAAUGUGACCCGAACUUGUUCACUUACAACGUAAUGAUCAAUGCAUUUUGUAAGAAAGGUGAUAUGGAUAGUGCCAAGAGGAUUAUUAAUGAAAUGAUUGAAAGUAAGAAAUGUGCACCAGAUGUGGUAACUUACACGACUUUGAUUGAUGGUUACUCUAAAAAAGGUGAAUUGCAGGAGGCAAUGAAUUGUAUGAUGGAGAUGGCGAAGCACGGUUGUGAGCCUAAUGUCUUGACCUACAAUGCGCUUAUAGAAGGUCUCUGUUUGAGCGGGAAGGUAGAUGAAGGGAAGAGGAUGAUGAGUAGGAUGCGGUUAAAUGGUCUAAAAGACAAUGUUGUCACUCAUACGAGCAUAAUAAAGGGAUUUUGCAUUGUAGGCAAGUCUGAUGAAGCUAUCAAGCACAUGAAGGAAAUGGUUAGUCUUAGGAUGAAUCCAGAUGUGAAGUCAUAUGGCAUUAUUGUUAACGAGUGUUGCAAAAUCAGAAAACCAGAUGCAGCAAUUUCAUUUCUAAGAGAAAUGAGGGCCAGAGGCAUUAAGCCUAGCGUGUCAAGUUUCAAUGCAGUGUUUAGAGUUUUUGUGGACAUAGGGAAGCUACAAGAAGCCAUUCUUCUUUUAAAGCAGAUGCCAGAAUUUGGCUGCUCGCCUAAUUUCUUAUCAUAUAGCGCAGUGAUAUGUGGCCUUUGUAAAAUGAAGAGUAGGAUGCAAGAAGUUGAAAAGUUGGUUAGGGAGAUGCUUCAGAAUGGACAUCACCUGGAUGCUACCAUGUACAACUGCUUGCUUAGAGCAUACUGUGAGGACGGCAAUGAGCAAAUGGCAAUUCAGACGGUUUAUGAAAUGAUUAGUAAUAACUUUGUAGUUAGUUUAGAUGCAUUCUCUAAUUUUGUCAAGGUGUUGUGCGGGAAGCGAUAUAACAGAGAGGUUGAGAUAAUAUAUGAAGAGAUGCUUAGGAGACGCCUAGUACCUGAACCUGACGCGGAUUCAUACAAAGGGAUUUUACUUUCAACUGAGGAUUCUUACUUAAAUUCAACAUAGUAACAGUGGAGAAUCUGCUUGCCCAGUUCUCACCGUUGUUUAAGUCAUCAAGUGUGCAAAAGAGGGAAAUGAUGUUAAAGGCAUUAAAAGCAGGACCAAGGGUUCCCAGUCCCAGUUGUGCUUUGGACAUUGGAGCAGAUCUCUGAACGUUUGACCAGGAUAUGUAUUUGUUAUCAUCGCGAUUGGCAUAAACAUUCAGUUGAGUGUAGAUGACUGAUAAUAGAAUUAUUAUUAUUGCCUGAACGACGUAGCAUUGAGUUUAUGAUA
Neltuma alba is the source of this 2014-nucleotide messenger RNA. RefSeq names its product pentatricopeptide repeat-containing protein At1g09900-like. The record is from RefSeq and is a predicted model, not a curated record. Bases 80 to 1747 code for a protein of 555 amino acids. Gene Ontology annotation, molecular function: protein binding. Lineage: Eukaryota; Viridiplantae; Streptophyta; Magnoliopsida; Fabales; Fabaceae. The transcript has a single exon.